This is a messenger RNA of Papaver somniferum (opium poppy), 2054 nucleotides long. RefSeq lists its product as uncharacterized. NCBI's taxonomy places the organism in Eukaryota, Viridiplantae, Streptophyta, Magnoliopsida, Ranunculales, Papaveraceae. The transcript has 2 exons. Bases 407 to 1531 code for a protein of 374 amino acids. The record is from RefSeq and is a predicted model, not a curated record.
UGGAAUCAAGUCCAAUAAAAUCCCAGAAGAAUGAAAUGUCAUACACAGUUACACACAACACAAGUCUUUUGAAAAGAAUAUCAAGUAUUAUAUUAUCUCUGUCUCUCUAGACUUUUCGGAUCUCCUCUUUUGCAGAAACCUUCCACAUGAUCUCAGGACUGAGAUUAUUAUAUUCUCACGCCAUGAACACACCACCUUUUAUAUCCAAUCUUCAACAAUUCCAAUACACGUGAUAGCCCUAGAAUAGAGACAUUUUCCUGAAGAUCGCCCGGUAAAUUUUACUUUCUUAAGCUCUUACUAUCACAAUUUCCAUGCCUUGGGUAAGUUACUUUACGUUAUUUCUUCAGUAGAUUUACAGAAAUAUGGAGGAAAAUUUUCUCAAAAUUUAGAUUUCUGAGAUUAAAAGAUGGAUGAAUCUAGUGAAAUAAGAAGCCCCAAGAUUGAAUUACAGUGUUUGGUUGAUACUGAAGAAGAAAAGAAUGAAGAAGAGGAGAAGGUGUUAGUGGAAUUACAGAGAAAUGGAGGAAAUCAAACUCCGACUCCACGAAGAAGAAAGAGUUUUUGUCCAGAUCAUGAGUUUCAUUCAUUGAAUGCAUUAGAAAUUUUACAAGAAACAAUACGGAUUCUUAGAUACAAUUCAUCUGGAUUUAUGAUAAUUGCAGCUUUACUUAUAUGUCCUGUUUGUGCUGUUGUGUUAUCUAAUGUCUUUGUUGAUCAAUCAGUUAUGAAGAGAUUAACUAUAAGGCUUCUAUUGGUUGCAAGAUCAAGUGGGAUUCCGCUAAGACCAUUAGUUAAAGUAUCUUGUCAACGUGUAGCCGAAAUGACGCUUUCUGCUAUUUUUUGUUUCCCAAUGUACAUGACAUUGUCACUGUUAUCCAAAGCAGCAAUUGUUUACUGUGUAGAUGCUACUUAUCUCAGGAGGAAAUUUGAUUUGUUUAACUUCUUUUCAAGUAUUUUCAAGAUUUGGAAGCGUCUUGUUAUAACAUAUAUGUGGGUAUGUAUGGUGGUUGCUGGUGUUUUAGCUUUGUUUCUACUUCUGCUUGUAGCUGUUUGCAAUGUGUUCACUAUUUUCGGGUGCCCGUCUCAUUUGAUUAUCUAUCCUGCACUGGGGGUUGGCUUGGUUUUCUCGGUUAUGUUUGCAAAUGCAAUUAUUAUAUGCAAUCUCGCCAUUGUGAUAUCGGUUCUGGAGGUUGUGUCAGGUCCAGAAGCUUUGUUAAGGUCUGGGGUUUUAAUUCGAGGACAAACUCAAGUGGGUCUUCUAAUAUUUCUCGGAUCAACAAUAGGGAUGGCAUUUGUUGAGGGUUUGUUUGAGCAUAGAGUUAAGACAUUGAGUUAUGGAGAUGGGUCUUCUAGGAUAUGGGAAGGUCCUCUAUUGGUUAUUGUGUAUUCGUUCGUUGUUCUUAUUGAUUCUAUGAUGAGUGCAGUUUUCUAUUUCACUUGUAGAUUAUCUAAUAUAGACACUUCAGAAGAAGAUGGACAUACAUUGGUAGAAGCUGCAGCCAGUUCACCGGUAUCAUUGAGUGUUCAGUAACAAUAUCUUUUAUACAAAACAGACAUUACAGAAUUAUGGCAGGUUGGACAUAUAUAGAGGGAUCUCAUUUGGUUCUCCAACUGUUCCUUGAAGCUAGCUUGUGAUGAGUUCUUUGUUAGUACUUCUACAAGCUCAAAGGGUUGAAUAAAUGACUGGGAAGAGGCUGCGUCGUUCACAACCAUGUUGAAUUAAUUAUAUUCAAUUGGAGAAACUUUGGACAUCGUGGUUCAUAUAUAUCAGGUUCAUUAUAUGGUCUUAUUAGAAAGUUAAUAGAAACUGUUCAGAAAGUGGUUUUUCAUUUUAUUACAUUUUCUUUUUCCAUUUAUUUCCUAUCUAUCUAUACAGGAAUUUCAUAGUAGUCAUGUAUGGAAAAUUUUGGAAAUAAUAGAACAACGUUAACCUGUCAAACGUAAGACGGACUGAGUGAUUCUUUUUUUUUCUGCUAUAACAUAGUAUUGGAAUUCUAUCGGCUAUGCUUUGUAUAACUGUUCGAUAUUCAUGAAGUUAUUUACCAUUAAAGUAA